Vanessa tameamea is the source of this 1305-nucleotide messenger RNA. RefSeq lists its product as uncharacterized. Bases 88 to 1305 code for a protein of 405 amino acids. NCBI's taxonomy places the organism in Eukaryota, Metazoa, Arthropoda, Insecta, Lepidoptera, Nymphalidae. Gene Ontology annotation, molecular function: sequence-specific DNA binding; DNA-binding transcription factor activity. The record is from RefSeq and is a predicted model, not a curated record. Gene Ontology annotation, biological process: regulation of DNA-templated transcription. The transcript is spliced from 5 exons.
UCGGCGCGAAUUUUAACAGUAGCAUAGAGAAAGUUGUGUUUAAUUAUUUUUUUUAAGUAAUUUAUGUUGCAUAACUAAUUUGUAAAAAUGCAGGAAGCUACAAAUGCUAUAUUACAAAUGCGUUUCCCACAAAAGUUAUGGUAUUUGCUCAAUUUGCAUACUGAUGCAAUAUUAUGGGGUGGUACAGGUCGUACAAUUCUAUUAAACUAUCGAGUUCUCCAGCAUUAUUUAAAAUGCGAUCAUUCUAUCUUCAAAACAACUAACAUCUCCAGUUUUAUAAGACAAUUAAAUUUAUAUGGCUUUCGGAAAGUUACAUCUCAUCUACAGGAUCCUUUGUGUAAUUCCAGUAAUCCUUACAUGCAUGAGUUUAUCCACGAUAACUUUCAGUAUGGUAGACCCGAAUUGCUUAAUAAGAUAACUAGAAAAGCUUUAACUAUGAAACGAGGUUUUAAGCCGAAGAAUUUUGAAAAUUCUGAUCAAAUUAUUUACAUAUCUCCUUUACAAAAGGCACGUCGCGCUUUGCGUUUAGCAUUGAAGAAAGCAGCUCAAGAUUUGCUUGUUUUGAAUUCAUCAAAAGAUUGUAACUCACAAUAUGUUGAUUCGACAGAUGAUUAUUGUGAAGAGGAAGAAAAUAUUGAAUUUGAUUGGCUUAUAACAGACAAUGUUAAUAUGGAACAUCAAAAAGAAUUUACUAAAUCAGGUCUUUUCCUAUUUCCUUUCCUUAACAUAACUUUAUCACUCCAAAUUCCUUUCCUUAUAUUCUUUAUCAAUGUCUUAUUAAAUCCUAUACAGACACUGUUCAAAGUAUCAAUGAAAACUCAAGCACUACAAACUAUGGGUAAGUUAUUGAGUUCACAAAUUUAUACAGAUUUUUUGUUUGAUAGGGACUUGUCACAAGAUGGUCUUCUGGAUUUUUCUGGAAACAUGGACACAUGCCACCCAAACAAUGAAAAUUUUUCAACUCAAUUUCUUAGUAUGCCAGAUCUUGAUGAACCUACUGAAAAGAAAUCUGAUGUUGAAUUAUUAGCUGAGUUUAAUAUUACCAGUGACAUUGAUCAACACGCUAAAAGCAGUGAAGCAUCUCAUGAAUGCAAUUCAUUAAACUGUGUCUUACCAUCAGUAAAUAAUCAGAUUGAUGAUGGUGCAAUGGCCGAGAAAGAUAAUGACAUAAAUCAUUAUCAUGGUGAAUGGGACCAAAUGUUAUAUGAUAUAAUAGAUAAUAAAAGUUCUAACCAAGAAGGUUUAUCUAAUUUUAGGGAACUUUACUCUCAAAUUUCUCAAACUAUUGAUUUAUUAAAUUCUUAA